AUGCUCUUUAAAAGGGCUUUUUAUAGAUCAAUGUCAUUUAAAACAAAGAUAUUAAAGGUGGAUCCAUCUUCGAUCAUUUUCUCUGAAAAUGCUCAUAUUGAUGGGUCUUUACCAAAAAUUACAGAUCCAGAAACUGAAGCUGCAUUGUUAGAGGCAGCUUCAAUAAUACGGGAUACUGAUAAUGUUGUAGCAUUUCCAACUGAAACGGUAUAUGGUUUAGGUGGUUCAUCACUGAAUGAUAAGUCAGUCCUUAAUAUUUAUAAAGCUAAGAAUAGACCAAGUGAUAAUCCUUUAAUUUCCCAUGUCUCAUCAAUCGAUCAAUUAAACAGAAAAAUAUAUAAUAACGUUUCAGAAACAAAUAAUCCUAAAUCGUUACUUUCCAAUAUUCCUCCAAUAUAUCAUAACCUAAUUAGUAAACUUUGGCCAGGUCCAUUAACCAUUCUUUUACCAGUGCCUAAAGAGGGAAAUGGCAAUUUAUCAAAAUUAACAACUGUUAACCAGCCAACUUUUGCAGUACGAAUUCCUUCUCAUCCUGUUGCAAGAGCAUUGAUUGCUUUAAGUGAUACUCCAAUUGCUGCUCCUUCAGCUAAUGCAUCUACCAGGCCAUCUCCUACCUUGGCAUCCCAUGUCUUCCAUGAUUUAAAUACAAAAAUUCCAUUAAUUCUUGACGGUGGUGCUUGUUCAGUUGGUGUUGAAAGUACAGUAAUUGACGGUUUAUGCAAUCCACCAGCUUUACUACGACCUGGUGGAUUUACUUAUGAACAAAUAGUUCAUUUGGGUGGUGAAUCAUGGAAGAGUUGUAAGGUUGAAAACAAGAAGACUGUUUUGAAGGGUGAGAAAGUAAGAACCCCGGGCAUGAAAUACAGACACUAUUCUCCAUCUGCGAAAGUUGUAUUACUAGUACCUUCAUCUCCUUUUAAUGAAAAUACCUAUCUAGAAAAGAUUUCAAGAAUUAUUUCUGAGGAAAAAGAUAAAACAAACGUUAAAAAAGUGGCUGUCUUAACUUCAUUAAAGUUGGCUACUAUCCAUUCAAAGUUAAGCAAUCUUGGUUCAUAUUUGAAUAAGGCUGAUGGUAUAGAAAUUAAUGUUCAAAAUUUGGGAAAUAAUGGCACGGAGAUUCAGUCCAACCUUUUUGCAACAUUAAGAACAGUGGAUGAGGUUGACAACGUUGAUUUAAUACUUGUUGAAGGUAUUGAAGAAGAUGAGGAAGGGCUUGCAGUUAUGAAUAGACUAGAAAAAGCUGCUGGUGGUAAUAUUACAUUCAUAUAA
Messenger RNA from Vanderwaltozyma polyspora DSM 70294, 1269 nucleotides. It is a transcript of the gene SUA5, whose product is annotated as threonylcarbamoyladenylate synthase. Lineage: Eukaryota; Fungi; Ascomycota; Saccharomycetes; Saccharomycetales; Saccharomycetaceae. Gene Ontology annotation, molecular function: double-stranded RNA binding; tRNA binding; nucleotidyltransferase activity. Gene Ontology annotation, cellular component: cytoplasm. Gene Ontology annotation, biological process: regulation of translational fidelity. Bases 1 to 1269 code for a protein of 422 amino acids. The record is from RefSeq and is a predicted model, not a curated record. The transcript has a single exon.